GAGAACUUUACAGCGAAAAAAGAGCUUGAUCUAUCAAGACUUACUUUUCACUGACUUUAGUAAGUGUUCUCGAAGAACAAUUACUCUGUUAACAAACAGGCACUCUUCAACCUCAGUCAAGAGCAAGAACUGCUAACAUAACCAUGUCUACUGUAAAGUGUGGCGUGAACAAGAACUUCUGCUCUAUCGGCCGUUUCCCAGCCAUUAAACUGGAGUCUGGCCAUUUCGGGAGCGGGGCGUGCUACGUGCCGGUUUGCAAUGACCCUUGCAUGAAGCCCUACGUGCAUUGCGAGAAACCUUGCGCAGACCCUUGUGCUAAACCUCCCGUCUACCCUUGCGCUAAACCUCCCGUCUACCCUUGUGUGAACCCUUGUGCUGACCCUUGCUUGAACCCUUGCAACUAUAUCACACCAUGCUUUGAUUAUGACUGUAAGGAAGUUUUCCUUAAGGAUUGUUUUGAUGAUUGCCUUGGCAAGCAAGUCUGUGGAGAUGUGGCACUACAGGUACGAUGUGUUGACCUCAUCAAAUCCUGGAAGUGUCAGAAUCGACAGGAACAUCACACAAAUUGUUACCGUAGUGAUCACCUCAUCGUCCGAAGAGGACAAUGUUUCCAGAUGUGGGUUGAGCUGUCCAGGCCUUUUAAUCCAAAGACUGACCAACUUCACCUGGAGCUGAGACUUGGUAAUGUUCCAUCAAUAAGCAACGGCACUCUGGUGAAUGUUCCAGUAGUGGACGAAUUCAAGAAAAAUCGCUGGGAGGCCAAGAUAGUCGAACGGGCACAAAACCGAAUCAAACUGAGUGUUUACUCCCUUCCAACUGCUGCUAUUGGACGUUACAGGCUCACUAUUGUCACGUGUGGUCCAAUGGGUAGAGCCACUUCCUUAUGCAACCCUAGCAAUGACAUUUACAUGUUGUUCAACCCAUGGUGUAAAGAUGACUCAGUGUACCUGGAAGAUGAAGCAAAGAAAGUUGAGUAUGUUUUGAAUAGCACGGGCAAAAUCUACUAUGGAACAAAACAUCAGAUUGCUACCAGAACCUGGGACUUUGGUCAGUUUGAUGAGGGAGUCUUGGCAGCAUGUUUCUUUGUGUUGGAGAAGAGUGGUUCUCCUUGCUCAGGAUGGGGAAGUCCCAUAAACGUUGCCAGAGUGGUAUCUACCAUGAUUAAUGCCAAUGAUGACUGCGGUGUGUUGAUGGGUAACUGGUCAAACUGCUAUAGUGCUGGAGUUUCUCCCACAGCCUGGUGUGGUAGCAGUCCCAUUCUAAACCGGUUCCACAAAAGUGGAGGAAGACCUGUCAGAUAUGGACAGAGCUUGGCCUUCGCCGGAGUCACCAACACGGUGUUACGAUGCUUAGGCAUUCCCGCUCGUCCCAUCUCCAACUUCUGUUCUGCUCACGACACUGACAUUUCUAUGACAAUAGAUGUUUAUUUUGAUGAAAACUUUGAGUUAAUCGAUCACCUAAACCGUGAUUCAAUCUGGAACUACCAUGUGUGGAACGAGGCCUGGAUGACCCGGCCAGACCUGCCAGCUGGGUUUGGAGGUUGGCAGGUGGUUGAUUCCACUCCUCAGGAGACCAGCCAGGGCUUCUACCGCUGCGGCCCCACCUCUGUUGCUGCAGUUCGUAGCGGGCAGGUCUUCCUCAAAUAUGAAACGCCCUUUGUUUUUGCUGAAGUGAACAGUGAUAUAGUCUUCUGGCAGAGGACAGCUUGUGGAACCUUCAAUGUGAUCCAUGUGGACAAGAAUGCAGUGGGUCACUGCAUCAGCACGAAGGCUGUUGGAUCAGACAAACGUGUAGAUAUUACACACCACUACAAAUUUCCAGAAGGUUCAGAGGAGGAGCGCAAUGCUGUGGAAACAGCCAUUCGCCACGGCUCCAAGAGAUGCAUAUACCCACUGACCUGUGCUGAGGAGGUAGUCUGUGAAGUCACAAUGAAGGGGGAUGUACCAUGUGUCGGCAAGGAUGCGGUUGUUUCCAUUGCCCUGAAGAACAAAUGCAGCUCGCCUCGUAGCGUCACCCUCCACAGCCACAUGGCAUCCAUGUACUACACUGGAGUCCACAAGGCCUUGGUGAAGAAGGACCAGACAUGCUUUGAGCUCAAGGCUUGUGAAUCCAAGAUUCUGGAGUGGACCGUGCGAUAUGAGGAUUAUAAGACCCACCUGGUGGACCAUGCAGCCUUGAUGCUUACUGUUGCUGGACGGGUCACUCAGACUAAACAAGUUGUGGCCAAACGGUUCAACUUCAGACUGUGCACUCCUGAUAUUGUUAUCACUCCAACUUGUGAUUGUGUGAUGGGCAAAGAGGUGCCAGUCAAAAUCACAUUCCAGAACCCACUGCCCUGCGUGCUGAAGAAUGCGAUUUUCCGUAUUGAGGGACUGGGACAUAAGCACUGCAGAAUGAUUAACUAUGGUGACAUUGCAAGUCUGGCCACGGUGAACCUGACGGAAACAUUUCUUCCCAAGUGUCAUGGCCCACACAAACUUCUGGCAUCCCUCGACUGUCCUCAGCUGACUCAGGUGCAUGGAGUCACCAACAUUGUUGUCAGAGAAAACUGAAAAUGCACAAAAAUUACCAAAGGAGAGGAAGCCUGCUCAAUGAAAACCUUUGAUUGUGCUUUUCACAUGCAUUGAUACUAAAAGGUGCAUGUAAUCAUAGUCUUGGCUCAGUCAUUUAAUCAUUGUUGAUUCAUCAGUUUAUUUUUGGAAGUCAUAUUUUGGGAUGAGGGAUUUAUUUUUGGUUUCACAUAGUUGAAGGGUGAUUUUCAAUCAUUCUAAUAAUUUUUCUAAUCAUGUAAUCGUCAACUUUCAUGCUUAAUUUUUUUUGCAUAGUCAACCUACCCAACUGAAAGUGUGUAGUUGACUAAUUCUCUCAUUUUAGCUGCAUUAAUAAUCUGUAGCAUCAAUAAAGUCUUUAA
Molecule: messenger RNA, 2911 nt
Organism: Xyrauchen texanus (razorback sucker)
Lineage: Eukaryota; Metazoa; Chordata; Actinopteri; Cypriniformes; Catostomidae
Gene: tgm1l3
Product: transglutaminase 1 like 3
Exons: 14
Coding region: 144-2552 (802 amino acids)
Biological process (GO): peptide cross-linking
Molecular function (GO): protein-glutamine gamma-glutamyltransferase activity
Source: RefSeq, a predicted model, not a curated record